GUGGGUAGCAACAGUUGCCCCGGUGAGGACGAGGCGCCAUAGUCACGGUAGUCGUGGCGACAAGAACCCAGCAACGAGAAUCAACAACAACAAUUUGAGGCAUUAAGAAAAUAAAACUCCGCGCCAAACUAAGAUCGUCCAGCAAGAAGCGAAAGAGGGAUUUUCGGCUGUUGUCGUCAUGGCAACUUCAGGCUACACCGCCGAGGAUCUUCAACCCUCCCAGUCACAAGGGGGCAACGUCACGACAGCCUCAUCGACCCAGCAGAAAGCCACUUCCACCACCGGCACGUCUCAGUUCCUGUCCGACAUGCAGAGCUCUCCGGGGUCUGCGUCAUCGCAGACGGGGUCUAUCAUAAGAGCACAGGCCGCGCCCUCGGUCACUCAAAAGAAAGCAGUCUUGGCCACGCCCCCUCAGGGACCGCAGUACGUCACAGGAGAGAUACAAAGCCCCGCCUCCCAAGCCGGAAACGGCCGGAGCGCCCAGUACAUAGUGGUGACCGUUACUGAGGGCUCGGUUCACUCAAAUGACUCUGAAUCUAGUUCUCCCCCGGCGGGACAGACAGGUGUACCCACACAGGUAGUGCAACAGGUGCAGACAGCACAGCAGAGGUCAGUUGUUCAGGCUGUAACCAAGAGUCAAAGUGGACAACUGGGGGUCAGUAAUCUACACAUCACACCUGAGCAUGUGUACUCAGGCCAGUUUGUGGAGGGAGACGCCAACUACAACGAUGCUGCAAUUCGUUCCAAUAGUUACUCGUUCGCAGACCCCUCCCUCUACCCUCAAGCCACGCCCUCUGUCACUUAUUAUGAGACCUCCCCCACCACCGGCUCCCUGGUCACGUCCCCCGCCACCACUCAGGCUGUGUCCGUGACGUCCGGGAUGGGCACAGGGGUGGUGUCCAUGUUCUCAGAGGGCAGUUCGGGGAUCACCGUGGUGACUGGCGGGGCUUCCUCGGAAGUGGGCGGGGCCACCGGCGGAGGGGCGGGGAGUUACGUGAUUCAGGGCGGGUACAUGCUCGGCGGAGGGAACCAGAAUUUCUCACACAACACACGCGCUUCACCUGCGACUGUGCAGUGGCUGAUGGAUAACUACGAGACAGCUGAAGGUGUAAGUCUUCCUCGCUGUACUCUCUACUGUCAUUACCUCCUGCACUGUCAGCAGACCAAGCUAGAACCCGUGAACGCCGCCUCCUUUGGAAAACUCAUCCGCUCCGUGUUCAUGGGCCUCAGAACCAGACGUCUCGGCACCAGAGGGAACUCGAAGUACCAUUACUAUGGCCUUCGAAUCAAGAGCAACUCCCCUCUGCACAGGCUGGUAGAGGACCAGCAACACCUGGCCAUGAGACAACAGCCGUACUCACAGAAACAGAGAAUAAAGCCUGUGCAGAAGGUUGAGGGACUGACCAAUGGAAUGGGUCUGGGGGUGGGGCAUCAACAAGGGGCGGGGCUAUCCGACAUCAGCGCCCAGGUUCACCAGUAUCAGCAGUUUUUGGAUACGUCUCACAGUCUGCCUGAGUUCCCCGUGAUCGAGGACGAGGGUAAAUUUCUGCCGGACGGACUCCUUCCUCAACACAUACACACAUAUCAGGUGAUCUACAGAGAGCACUGCGAGGCGAUUCUGGACGUGAUGGUAAACCUGCAGUUCCCUCUUGUGGAGACGCUGUGGAAGAGCUUCUGGAGGUUCAGUGAAGGACAAACCAGCGACACGGACACACUUGACCUUCAUGAUGAAUCAGAGAAGCGUUUGCCCAAGUCAGUUCUGGUUCUGUUGUGUAAAUAUGAGCCCGUCCUGCACUGGACCCGUGAAUGCGACAACUUCCUGUACCAAAGCCUAGUCGAAAUCCUCAUCCCUGAUGUCCUGAGACCCAUCCCCAGUGCCUUAACUCAAGCCAUCCGUAACUUUGCUAAGAAUCUGGAGAACUGGCUCACUAACGCCAUGAUCAGCAUCCCGGAGGAGAUGGUCCGCAUCAAGGUGGUGUGUGCGGGAGCGUUCGCUCAGACUCUGCGUCGCUACACGUCUCUCAAUCAUCUGGCUCAGGCGGCCCGCGCCGUCCUGCAGAACACGGCUCAGAUCACACAGAUGCUCAGCGACCUCAACCGCGUCGACUUCACCAACGUACAGGAGCAGGCCUCGUGGGUGUGUGGCUGUGAAGAUGGCAUGGUCCAGCGGCUGGAGCAGGACUUUAAGAUCACCCUGCAGCAGCAGAACUCUCUGGAGCAGUGGGCGGCAUGGCUGGAUGGGGUGGUUUCACAGGUCCUGAAGCCGUACACCGACAGCCAGACCUUACCCAAAGCGGCCAAACUCUUCCUGCUCAAGUGGAGCUUCUACAGUUCAAUGGUGAUCCGAGAUCUGACCCUGCGCAGCGCAGCCAGCUUCGGCUCGUUUCAUCUGAUCCGACUGCUGUAUGACGAGUACAUGUACUACCUGAUCGAGCACAGAGUCGCACAGGCCAAAGGAGAGACGCCCAUCGCUGUUAUGGGAGAGUUUGCCUGUCUGAACAGAAGUCAGAGGUCAAUGGAUCCGGAUAAAGAUGAGGAAGAGGACGACGAGACGGACGAGACCGAUGAGGAUCAGGACAUGGCCGUUCCGGAAAACUCCUUGGUUCUGGGGGAGGAGUCACUGGAGCCGCCCACAAAACUGGCCAGAACAGAGCUGUUCAACAACACCACGCAGAACUAACACACGCGUUCAUCUGUUAUACAGUCAAUGCUUUCACAGUCAGUCUUGCUGAAUUGUUUGAGGAAGUUCACAAUGAGAAAGUGAUCAUGUGACUUUCCUAUGGUGCAUCAGACCCCAGAGCUGCUAAAUGAACGGUAACAUCCACAUGCCUUAAUUAAGCGCUCACACACACAUUUUUCAUUGCCUUCAUUUUCUCAAUCAAAGCUGCCAUGUGUCUUUACUCUUAAAGAAACAGUUCAUCCAAAAAUGUAAGUAUUCAAUUAAAGUCUCGCUAAAGUGUGAGAAAGAGACAUACGGUUCGGAACGAGAGAGUAAACGACGUCAUUUCUGUGUGAACUGUCCCUUUAAGAGUUUGGUUCUGAUACUCCAUGCUGCCAUUGAAAUCAUCCUUUGCCAAAGCCAAUCAUACCUUACCUUGACCCGUUCCUCAUUAAUAUUCAUGAGUGUAGUCACUGAAGAGAUUUUGCAUUUCACGUCCUUCCAUGCUUUUGAAUUUUCUUCUUUUUUUUUUUUUUAAAUAUUAAUGAAAAUAUAUACAGCUGUUAUGCUUUAAUCGGACGUCUAAUUUCGAUGCUUUUUGAUUUGGUCGGAUUGUCCGAUGCUAAUGGAUCAAAAUGUGCCUUGAGAGGAUUAUUCAAUCCUGAGAUCCAUAAACGUAUUAAUAAAUGUAGAAAAACAAUCAUGAUGAGGAUGCUUUACAUUUUCAGGCCUCGUUCAUUAAACAUGAGGAGAAUUAGUUGUGUCAACAGUUUUCGCAUAACUAUCAUGUUCAGUUCAAUGCAGAAAUGUACAUUUCCCUCACAAGUUUCAUGAAUGAGGCUCAAUGUCUGUUUAAUCAUUGACCACUACAAUGAAUUAAAAGAAUCAUGUGUUCAUAAUGAGAUUCA
Messenger RNA from Pimephales promelas (fathead minnow), 3567 nucleotides. RefSeq names its product regulatory factor X, 1b (influences HLA class II expression) (gene rfx1b). Lineage: Eukaryota; Metazoa; Chordata; Actinopteri; Cypriniformes; Leuciscidae. Gene Ontology annotation, molecular function: DNA-binding transcription factor activity, RNA polymerase II-specific; RNA polymerase II cis-regulatory region sequence-specific DNA binding. Gene Ontology annotation, biological process: regulation of transcription by RNA polymerase II. Gene Ontology annotation, cellular component: nucleus. The record is from RefSeq and is a predicted model, not a curated record.